Messenger RNA from Cynoglossus semilaevis (tongue sole), 6087 nucleotides. RefSeq names its product angiotensin I converting enzyme (peptidyl-dipeptidase A) 1 (gene ace). Gene Ontology annotation, cellular component: plasma membrane. The transcript has 25 exons. The record is from RefSeq and is a predicted model, not a curated record. Gene Ontology annotation, molecular function: peptidyl-dipeptidase activity; metallopeptidase activity. Bases 1 to 3861 code for a protein of 1286 amino acids. Lineage: Eukaryota; Metazoa; Chordata; Actinopteri; Pleuronectiformes; Cynoglossidae. Gene Ontology annotation, biological process: proteolysis.
AUGGCCACUGGGCUGCACAGGUUUCAGCUGCUGCUGCUGCUGCUGCUGCUGCCAGCCUUUCUGGGACUGUGUGCUGCUCUGCCAGAAGACUGGGUCCCAGGAAAUUAUACAGACAAUAAGCUUGAUGCACUACGGUUCCUGGAUGACUACAACCACACUGCUGAAAUGGUACUGUUCCAGAGUGUCCUGGCCAGCUGGAACUACAACACCAACAUCACACAACACAACUCUCAGCUUCAGGUAAUUGCAUCUCUUGAAGAACAGGAAUUCUCUGAAGCCUGGGGUAAAAAGGCCAAAGUCACUUUUACAGACGAAACGCUCAACUCACUUUUACCUGAUAAAAAGAAACUGAUGGAAAAAAUCAAGGUACUGGGAGCCGCCAACCUUGGCCCAGACGAAAGGAAAGAGUACAACACCAUCCUCAGCACCAUGGACAGUAUCUAUUCAACAGCAAAGGUGCAUCCAUCCCCAAAUGUCAGCUGGAGCCUAGAACCUGAACUCACAGACAUCAUGGCCAACUCUAGGAGCUACAAGAGGCUGCUGUUUGCCUGGGAGGGCUGGCACAAUGCAUCAGGGGUCCCUCUGAAGGAGUACUACCCCAGAUUUGUGGAGCUCAGCAACAAUGCUUCACAAGCUGAUGGAUUUUCAGAUACAGGUGCAGACUGGAGAUCGUGGUACGAGACUGAGACUUUUGAAAAGGACUUGGAAGAACUUUACAGGACCAUUGAGCCACUGUACAAAAACCUACAUGCCUUUGUUCGGCGGCAGCUCUACAACCAAUAUGGUCCCAAGUACAUCAACCUAAAAGGACCAAUUCCUGCUCACCUGUUAGGAAACAUGUGGGCCCAGACCUGGAACAACAUUUAUGGUUUGAUGAUUCCAUUUCCAGAGAAACCCAACCUGGAUGUGACUGAGGAGAUGGUCAACCAGGGUUACAAUGCUACACACAUGUUCCGUGUGGCUGAGGAGUUCUUCACCUCUCUGGGAUUGGACCCAAUGCCUCAGGAAUUCUGGGAUGAGUCCAUGUUGGAGAAGCCUGAAGGUCGAGAGGUGGUGUGUCACGCGUCUGCCUGGGACUUUUACAACCGCAAAGACUUCAGAAUCAAGCAGUGCACCACAGUGACCAUGGAGCAGCUCUUCACUGUGCACCAUGAGAUGGGUCACAUCCAGUAUUACCUGCAGUACAAAGAUCAGCCUGUGGGCUACCGUCGUGGAGCCAACCCUGGUUUUCAUGAGGCGAUUGGAGACGUGUUGUCUUUGUCAGUUUCUACACCCAAACACCUUCACACCAUCAACCUGCUAGAUGAUCCCUCUUCCAAUAAUGAAACUGACCUGAACUACCUGUUAAAGAUGGCUUUGGAGAAGAUCGCCUUCCUUCCUUUUGGUUACCUCAUUGACCAGUGGAGGUGGGGUGUGUUCAGUGGACAAACUCCUCCAGAGAAAUACAACUCAGAAUGGUGGUACCUCAGGACCAAGUAUCAGGGAAUCUGCCCCCCCACUGCACGUACUGAGGAGCACUUUGAUCCUGGGGCCAAAUACCACAUCCCUGGAAACACGCCUUACAUCAGAUAUUUCGUCAGCUUCAUCCUUCAGUUCCAGUUUCAUGAAAAACUGUGUAAGGCUGCCAAACACACAGGUCCUCUGCAUACAUGUGACAUCUACAAGUCCAAAGAGGCUGGAGCCAUUCUAAAGAAGGUACUUGUAGCAGGUUCCUCUAAACCUUGGCCUGAGGUUCUGCAGGAGGCUAUAGGAACCAACAAGAUGGACGCCACCUCCCUGAUGAAGUAUUUUGAGCCUGUUAUUACAUGGUUGGAGGAGCAGAAUAAAGACGAAACCCUAGGUUGGCCUGACUUUAACUGGGUUCCACCCAUUCCAGAGGGCUACCCUGAAGAUAUUGAUAAGAUUACCGAUGAGUUGGAUGCUAAGAGGUUCCUGGCUGAGUACAACAGCACAGCAGAGGUGGUGUGGAAUGCUUACACUGAAGCCUCCUGGAAAUACAACACUGAUAUCAAUGAGGCCAACAAACAAGCCAUGCUGGACAAGAACCUGGCCAUGGCAAACCACACUCUGACGUAUGGACUGAAGGCUCGCCAGUUCGACACCACUGACUUCCAGGACCCCUCAGUAAAACGAAUUAUAGAGAAACUGAGUGAUAUUGAACGAGCAGCACUGAGCCCUGCUGAGCUGGAAGAUUACAAUACUCUCCUGUCUGACAUGGAGACCAAGUACAGUGUGGCUGAGGUCUGCAGAGCCAACGGCACCUGUCACCCACUGGAUCCAGACCUACAGAAGAUCAUGGCGGAGUCCAGAGAUUAUGACGAGCUGUUAUUUGCCUGGAAAGGAUGGAGAGACGCUGCUGGGAAAGUCCUUCGUCAGGAUUAUAAGAGAUAUGUGGAACUGGCCAAUAAAGCUGCCAAACUCAACGGUCACCCUGAUAACGGAGCUUUCUGGCGUUCCUUGUAUGAAUCCCCAACCUUUGAGCAAGACCUGGAGACUCUGUGGUUGGAGCUGGAGCCACUCUACCAGAACGUCCACGCUUAUGUCCGUAGAGCUUUGUACAAAAAGUACGGUGCCAAGUAUGUCAACCUGAAGGGACCGAUUCCUGCUCAUCUGCUUGGCAACAUGUGGGCCCAGACAUGGUCCGGAAUCAUGGAUCUGGUCAUGCCUUACCCAGACGCCACACAGGUUGAUGCAACACCAGCAAUGGUAGCCCAGGGGUGGAAUGCUGUGAAAAUGUUCAAUGAGUCAGACCGGUUCUUUACUUCUCUUGGUUUGCUGCCAAUGCCUCAAGAAUUCUGGGAUAAAUCCAUGCUGGAAAAGCCUGAGGAUGGGCGUAAGGUUGUGUGUCAUGCCUCUGCCUGGGACUUCUACAACAGGAAAGACUUCAGGAUCAAACAGUGCACAGUGAUCACCAUGGACGACCUGAUCACCGUGCACCAUGAGAUGGGCCACGUCCAGUACUUCUUGCAGUACAAAGAGCAGCCCGUGUCGUUCCGUGACGGGGCCAAUCCUGGGUUCCAUGAGGCCAUUGGCGAUGUACUGGCACUGUCAGUGUCAACACCCAAACAUCUGCACAGCAUUGGUCUCCUGGACAAAGUGGAGAGCAACCACGAGAGCGACAUCAACUUCCUGAUGAGCAUGGCUCUGGACAAGAUUGCAUUCCUACCUUUCGGGUUCCUGAUGGACCAGUGGAGAUGGAAAGUGUUCGAUGGACGCAUACCCUCGUCAGAGUACAACAAGGAGUGGUGGAACCUCAGGAUGAAGUACCAGGGACUGUGUCCUCCUACAGUCCGCACUGAGGACGACUUUGACCCCGGGGCAAAGUUCCACAUCCCUGCUAAUGUGCCUUAUGUCAGGUACUUUGUCAGCUUCAUCAUCCAGUUCCAGUUCCACAAAGCUCUGUGUGAGGCUGCCAAACAUGAGGGUCCUCUCCAUACAUGUGACAUCUACAAGUCUAAAGAAGCUGGGAAGCUACUGGGUGACGUGAUGAAGCAGGGCUUCAGUAAACCCUGGCCUGAGGCCAUGACCAUGAUCACGGGCCAGCCCAAAAUGACAGCCCAGCCUCUCAUGGAGUACUUCCAACCCCUCAUCCAGUGGCUGGAGUUAGAGAAUAACAAGAACAGAGAUGUUCGUGGGUGGCCUGACUACGACUGGAGACCUGGGAGUGAACAGGAAAAAGUGGUUGAAUCCAAUAAAGUGGACUUCCUGGGUAUGAGUGUGGAUAAAGCAGCUGCUGUAGCUGGACAGUGGAUCCUUCUAGUGCUUGGCCUGGUUCUUCUGGUCGCCACCAUCCUGGUUGCCUACAAGUACAAGAAAGCAAAAAAGUCCAGGAAGAGCUUGUCCUCCAUGGAGCUCAAGUAAAAUCACGUCAAGACAAAGAGAAAAAUGCAAAGUCGGACUCACUGUAACUACCACAGUACCAGCCUCGAUGUGAACAUCAGCGUUUGUGUGCUGUAAAACACUCCUGAUCAAGUCUGAUUUUUCUUUCCCCCCUCUCUCUAGUUUGUAUAUAUGUUGUACACCUUAGUCAACACGUUUCGUUGUGCCUAUGCAAGAGAGAACAUUACUAUUUUGUAAUUUAUUUGUAAUAUUUCCAGAGAAACACAGUUUUAAAAUGAAUGUAAACUUGCUCAUUGUAUAAGCAUUUUGGAUUUUUUCUUUUUUUUUUAAACCCCAAACAUUUCUACAAUAAAAAAAUGGAAAUACAUUUUCAGUCUGUGUUGCUAUACAUGCUGAAGUUUAUUGUAUUGUAUAUAGUCAUGGUCACCUUGCAAAAUGCUUUAAAUUGCAAAUUUUUCUUAGGCGACUUAGUUCCUAGCUUAAUAUUAGCUACUUCUUGGCAUGCUCUUGAUGGCUUUAAAUACAAUCGUAUUUGUUUAUUCAACCUACAUUUUAUUUACUUGCUUAUUUAAUCAAAUCCAGGUACCUAUUACAGCUAAAUUGGAUACAUAUAAUGUUGUUUGUUUGUUCCUAAUGUUAUUUACCUGCUCCAGUUUGUGCUGUGUUAUUGAAGGGGGUUAAAGACAGAGGGGAAUUUCUUUAAUAGCACAAAUUUUGUCCUGGAAAAACCCCCAGAAAGGUAAUAAAAGAAAACAACCACAGAAAGUAUUUUUGUUGCGUGAGAAACCACCACCUCACACUUCUAGUUACCCACUAAAAACUGGCACCAUGUGUGAACAAUACCAAGAUACACCCAGUGAAGUGGCCAGUGAUGUAGAACACAUCAUCUACUGGUAAGAACUGAACUCGAGCAUGUGAAAACAAUUUAAUGACAUCAAAACUGCACAUUUUACAAAAUAGCCUCAACAUCACCACAGUGAACAGAGUCGGUGCAGAGGUUUCAGCCCCUCCCUUCCUUACUCACAGAGUCAAUGGAGCCUCAGUGAAGGCACAGUCAACAACGGGGGAAGUGUUGGCUCUCAGGUAGCAUGGGCACGAAGGGUAAUGCAACACUUCAGAGAUGGUUCACUGGCUUUUCUCUAUCCAGUUUGUCAUCAGUGCUGCUGAUCAGCCAUGACGGCUCUGAAAUAAUCCAAGUGUCUGUACUGUCGCAGCUUAGGGACAGAACAACAUCAAACAUCCAACAUCAAAAUUCAACAUUAAUUCAUCCAUAAUGCACGGUGAGAAUACACAGAAGCUUACAAUAUCAAGUCUUUGGACAUCCAGUGUUGUGACUCCCUGAAUGUGAUACAUUUAACAUAAUCCAGGUAGAUACAUAUUUUUAGUGUGAAACGAAAGAAACAGCAUGUUUUUACAAACUGCGCUAUAGAAUCAUUUAAUAUACAAACAGAAUUCUAUUGUUGGUCAAAUUGUUGCAGGGGAAAAUUUAAUGAGGACAAAUAAAACAUGUCCAGCUGGGAAAUAAAAAAGCCCAUUGCCCAAUUGUACUGCAUUUUUGUACUUUGUAGUCUAUCCUUGAAACCAGGGAUAUGUCAAAGGACAGUACAAAUGUCCAAGGCUUCCAAUAGGUUUGUUGUUUGAAGGUAAAUAUAUUGUUGCAUAAAAAAAAACAACUAAAAUAUAGCCUUAGAAGAGGUUCUUGUGGGUGUUUGUUUAUCAGAUAUAGGUAACUUUCUUCUCCCACUUUUCUUAACCCAGUUUUUUCAUUGGACAGGCCAUGAAAGGUCAGGCUCGUAAUUGGUGAACUGCCAGGUUUGAAACCCAGCACUAGCAGGGCCGUGUUGUGCUGAGCAGACACUUUAACUCUUGUGUGUCUGAUGCGUUGUGUCUUCCUUUUUUUCUUUUCAGGAAUCCCUAGAAAUGGUCAGCCAAUGAAAUACCAGGAAGGAACUAUUUCAACUCCAGUUUUGUGCUUGUUGUGUUUUACAGGUGGAUUAAAUACAAACAGUGAUUCCCCUGUAAUGUAGUCUGUCAAACACAGCUGUGAACAUUCACAACCACAUUUUCACAUUUUCACACAUACCACAACAGAUUAUGACCUCUGUGUAGUAAGAGCAGUUGAAAAAAAAAAGGUCACGAUGACCGGUGUGUACCCACACUGGUCAUUCAUGAUGACCAGUGUGGGGACCCUAACAGGCAGACAGAAUAAAUUUGUUGUAAAAAAAAAAAAGAGAAAACUCCAAUAAC